CAUCUUCAGCGGAAAAGUACUGGUACCCCAAGAUGGUGGAAUUCGUCAAGAAGGCAAUGGAGGCAGACUUGAGUCAAAACGCUAUAACUUUAUCCAUACUUCCAGGUGAUCCAGCCAACUCUACGAUAAUUGUCAUUCGAAAGUGCUAUCGGCAUUUUGAAAAGUUUAUCAUGGAGGACAACAAAUACCGGCGCUAUCUUAUUACAGGAAAUCCAGGCAUUGGAAAAACGCUCUUCGGACUCUAUAUGUUUGUGCUGUUGCUGCAAAAAGGACAUUCGGUUAUAUUUGACAGCCUUGAAUAUACUAUUUUUGUGAAAAACAAAUGCGAAGAAUUUACAUUUGAGUUGAUUAAAUCGAAUAUUGACUUUCUUGCACGGAUGGAGCAACCAGGGGUAUGGUGCAUUAUUGAUGGUAAACAGCCUCGUGUCAGUCAUGACAAAAAUGUCGGAAAAACUAUCAUGGUAUCUUCUCCACGAAUUGAGUACAUUAAAAACUUCCAGAAGUCUGUUUAUUGCAUCAAGUUCUAUAUGCCAGUGUGGACUUUUGCUGAACUUGAAAUGUGUCGCGAAUCUGCUUUUUCUGAUCUCAGCAAAGAUGUAUUACAAGAAAUUUUCGAUAUUUGUGGUGGUAUACCAAGAACAGUUUUUUAUCAAUCCAGCAACUUUGUGAAAAGUAAGAUCACUGAAGUUAUCAACAAAACUGAUCACAAGAUUCUGAACUUCAUGGGAGAUUUAGUAAGUGGGAAUGAAUUUAGUCAUCAGAUUGUUCAAAUAUACACCAACAGCAAAGAAGAAGAAGGGGGAGGCCUCAUGUAUGAAGAAGAUGACAGUAAAGUAGGAGAAAAUAGCAUUGAUUUAUAUUAUUCAAAAGCAUUUCUUCGAUUUGCAUCAGAGUAUGUUGCUGAUAACAUGAUUGCAAAACUUGAAGAGUCUCAUAAAAAUGAACUUUAUCUUUUUGUUAAAGCUGCAGACAGUUAUAGUCCACUUGCAACUUUGCGCAGUCAUGUGUUUGAAGCCUCAAAUCAAGAGUCUGUUGAUGCUAUUCUUGCUCCAUAUGUACUGUUCCAAGAUACUGUUGGCAAAUCUCAUAGCAUCAAUCAGCAUGGAUUACAAAUGCUAAAGCAAAAACUUGCAGCAGAUGGUAAGAUUCAAUUGUAUUUUGUUGUUCCUAAAGAUCGAUUUUUAACAUUCAAAGCACAAUGCUUCACUGUCAAGAAGACUGUGAAAGGUAGUUCAAAAGCAGUUAAGCAUGUAAAGAAGUGGAUUGAAAAUAGAGUUGAGCAGUAUGUUUUAGAGAUGGAUAUUGAUAUUGUGAUUGGUGGAAACAGAUAA
This is a messenger RNA of Paraglomus brasilianum, 1331 nucleotides long. NCBI's taxonomy places the organism in Eukaryota, Fungi, Glomeromycota, Glomeromycetes, Paraglomerales, Paraglomeraceae. The record is from the annotation of a GenBank genome assembly.